AACUCUACCGCGCCAGUAAUCAAAAAACUUAUGGAAUGGAGAACUACAAAACACCAAAUAAAAUUUUAAGUUCUCAUGCAGCAUCGAUUCAACAAUUUUAUAAAAAAUCUCCAGCUACUUUUAAAUUUUUGAGUCAUUUCAAAACUCAACUUUGUAAUUCUCAAAAAAGUUCAAAAGUUUCACAAUCCAGUUUAGGGACCCAAACUCCAGAUAAAAGGAAUGGGGAAUUUGCAUGUACUCCUGGAAAAAGUUCAAGUCUCAGCUCUACAGCUAAAUCAUUUAACUUAUUCCCUAUUGCGAAUACACCCCCUUCAGGUAGUCAAAGGAAAAAAAUAACAAAUCCUUUUGAGGCUGCUUUAGCUGAACGCUUGCACUUGCCUUUGAUAUGCAGCCCGUCGCUUUUUCAUAGACCUGCAACACCUCAAUAUUCAUCAUCUACACAUUUUGAGUGGACUAUCGAAGAGGUUUCGUCAAUGGGACCAGCAAAUGUUGAGCCACACGAAACUCAGUUCCAUGACGUAUUUGAUCCUGAAACUGAGGCCAAAACUCAAGCUGCUAUUAGUUCAUUUUUUAAAGAACAACAAAUUGUUCCUAGUCCGGUUGAUAGACCUCUAAGAAAACAAAGAGUUGUAUUAACAAGUGAAAUUGAAAAUUCUCCGAAUCCAGGACGAUCAAUUAAAAGAAUCAGGGACGGCACAGCUCAAACAAUAUUAACUCUUCCCCCAGUUUUACCUCUGGAAAUAGAGCAAGCUUUGAAACCAUAUUUUAACUUUAUUCAAAACCAACAGCAAAGUCCUUCAAUCAACUGUGAUAAAAGUAAUUUUUCAGCUGAAUAUCAUGAAGCUAGAGACGCAUCACUUCGUCGGAAACUAUUUGCAGUUCCAAAUUUAGCAAAUGAUGAUACUUUAGACGAUGUUUAUGAUGAAAAUGCAAUUUUCCAAAGCAGCGCUUUUAACAGUCCACCACCAAAAUCUCCAGAUAUUAUUGAAGAUACUGGAGACAUUUCUGAUAAAGAACAUUCCGCAAACGCUUUUGAUAAAAAUUCCUUUGGAUCGCUUUCACCUAUAUCUAAGCUUUCUUCUGAUAGCCCAAGAUUAUCAUCUGAAAAGCAGUAUUUAAACAACCAGAGACAUAAAAAUAUUUCGCCCACUAAAGGCGCCUCUCAUCAAAAUAUUACGGUUCAGCAAAGUAAAGUCAAUUCAACAAGUCUGCAACAAGACAACUUAUCAAGCAAUGCAAAUACCUCAUUUAUUAAUAUCACCACAUCACAUUUAUAUAGAUCAACACCUGAUAAUUCCAUGCAAGUAAAAAAUCUCUCAACAGAAAACAUUUCAGAACACAAUAUGUCAAUUGAUUCUUCUUUUAACCACAAAAUCAGCCGCCAAUUAGUCAAUAAUUUAAAGCCUAAUGAUUCCAAAAUCAACGAAAUUUCUAAAUGCGUAAUGAUUGCGGAGGUUGAUAUAUUUAAUCAAAAUGAGUAUGAUGAAGAUGAUAUGCAAGUAAGUCAACUAUCUGAAAAAAGUGCGAACUCAUCUCGUUCAUCUAAUUCGGAUACUCCUAUUUCUAGGAUUGACAAUAUCAUUAAAUCCGAAAGUGACAAGCGAGAUUAUAGGGGUCUAAUUAUGGAAAAUAAAAUGAAAGUGCUGUUAGUGUCGGAUCCUUCUACAGAUAUUUCAUCUGCUGCUCUUGCCGUUGAAGUAGGACACAUGAGUGAUCCUGAUCAUAUUCCAGGUUUAGCUCACAUGUGUGAGCAUAUGUUGUUUUUGGGAACUGAAAAGUAUCCUAAUGAAAAUUCAUAUUCAUCAUUUUUAUCUCAAAAUGGAGGGAAUAGUAAUGCAGCAACAUAUCACAAUUUAACGAAAUAUUAUUUUACCGUUAAACCUGAUCAACUUGAAGGAGCACUAGAUCGUUUUGCUCAAUUUUUUAUAUGUCCAUUAUUUACGGAAAGUGCAACAGAUCGUGAAAUCAAUGCCGUAAACUCAGAACACGAAAAAAAUCUAUCAAUUGAUAGUUGGAGAAUACGCCAAGUAAAUAAAAGUUUAGCUAUAGAAUCGCAUCCUUAUUCAAAAUUUGGUUCUGGGAAUGAAAGCACAUUGAAAACUAUUCCAAAACAAAAAAAUAUUGAUGUAAGAAGUGAACUCAUUAAAUUUCAUGAUAAAUGGUAUUCAUCAGAUAUUAUGUGCUUAUCUGUGCUAGGAAAAGAAACUCUAGAUGAACUAGAAGAAAUGGUAAUUACUAAAUUUAGCGAUGUUAAAGAGAAAAAUGUGGAACCUCCCCGAUGGUCAGACAAACCGUAUGAUGAUUCACAAUUCAGUACUAAAGUUGAAAUUAUUCCCGUAAAAGAUAUUAGAGCUUUAACUUUGAGUUUCAUGACAAAAGACUUAGAUGAAUAUUAUAAAUCGCCCCCUGAAAAUUACAUAAGUCAUUUAAUUGGUCAUGAAGGAAAAGGCAGUAUAUUAUCAGAACUUAAAAAACAGGGAUGGUGUAAUGAUUUAACAGCUGGUCACUCAAAUAUUUCAAGAGGAUUUGGUUUCUUUGAAAUUUCUGUUGAUUUAACCGAAGAAGGUUUCAAUAAUGUAGAUCAAAUAGUACACUUAAUUUUUCAGUAUAUUAAAUUGUUAAAAGAAGAAGGUCCUAAGAAAUGGAUAUUCGAUGAAUAUCGCAGUAUUAAUGAAAUGCUUUUUAAAUUUAAAGAAAAAGAUUCGCCCACAAAUCUUGUUAGUAACGUAGUUCAUUUAAUGCAGAUUUACCCACUCGAAGAAGUUUUAUCCGCUCCAUAUUUGUUGUCUGAAUGGAAACCUGAGUUGAUAACGGAAAUUUUGGAAUGCUUAAAACCUGAAAAUUGUCGUAUAACAGUAUUAGGACAAAAACUUAAAAAUUGUAACGAGUCGGAAUACUGGUAUAAAACUAAAUAUAGUGUAACAAAAAUACCACUGGAAAUAUUGAAGAAAUGGGAAAACUGUCCUUUGAACGAAAAUUUAGCAUUGCCAGAACCCAAUCCAUUUGUUCCCACCGAUUUUACAUUAGUAGCACUGGAAAAUGAUCUUGCCAAGCAUCCUUCAAUAGUCCACGAUACUUCUUAUAUUAGAGCUUGGCAUAAGCAAGACGCGGAUUUUCUUAAACCAAAAACAUUCAUCAAUUUUAGUUUUUCGAAUCCGAUUGUAUAUUUUGAUCCACUAAAUUGUAAUCUAACUCAUUUAUUAGUCCAGCUAUUUAAAGAUGCUUUAAACGAAUAUACUUAUGACGCAGAGCUAGCUGGUUUAAAAUUCGAUGUGGAAUAUUCAACAUCUGGAAUAAGUGUUAAUAUAUAUGGCUAUAGCCAUAAAAUUAAUAUUCUAUUACAAAAAGUCUUAGAUCAGUUAUUUAGUUUUGAAAUUAAUGAAAAGCGUUUCGAUAUUUUUAAAGAAGAUUACACAAGACAACUAAAAAAUUUUAAAGCUGAGCAGCCUUAUAAGCACGCUAUUUAUUACUUAGCUUUAAUUUUAACAGAAAACGCAUGGUCUAAAGGGGAACUUUUAGAUGCAAUGACAUUAACAACAUACGAAAAUUUAAAACAGUAUACUAAAGAUUUUUUCUCUAGAUUGCAUACUGAAAUAUUUGUAUAUGGUAACGUUAAUAAACAGCAAACUCUGAAAAUUGUAGACUUAUGCGUAGAAAAAUUGGAAAAAACGAAUUCAAAAAUUUUACCAAUUUUGGCAAGACAACUGCUACAAAAACGCGAAUAUAAACUUAAUGACGGAGAUUGUUAUGCUUUUCAAACUGAUAACGAGUAUCAUCACAGUUCCUGUACUCAACUGUAUUUGCAAUGUAAUUCUCAAACCAAUAGCACAACUGCGUUUAUAGAUUUGGUUGCUCAAAUUUUAACUGAACCUUGUUAUAAUUGUUUAAGAACGGAGGAACAACUUGGUUACAUUGUAUUUUGCGGAUCAAGGAAAGCUAAUAGUGUUACUAGCAUAAGAAUUAUAGUGCAAUCAUCGAAACCACCUUAUUUUGUUGAAGAAAGAAUCGAAAACUUCUUAAAUAAUAUGCUGAAAACUUUGGAGGAAAUGCCAAAAGAAGAAUUUGAACGUUAUAAAAACGCUCUAAUAACAUUAAAAUUAGAGAAACCUAAAAAAAUGAAUACUCAAUUUUACAAAGAUCUAAAUGAAAUAACAUUGGCCCAAUAUCAUUUUGAAAGAGACCAAGCCGAAUGUGAGAUUAUAAAAAAAAUUUCGAAAGAGGAAAUUAUAAGUUUUUAUAAAACUUAUAUUUUGAAAAGCUCAUCAAAACGACGUUCUUUAUCGAUUCAUAUAAUGUCUACUGUUAAAAAAUCAGACGAUGCUGAGCAACCAAUGGAAAACGGUGUUUUAUCAGACAACUAUCAAUUAAUAACCGAUUUAUCAGCAUUUAAAUCAAGUAAGGAAUUGUAUCCUGUAACAAGACCAUAUCUUGACGUAAAUCCUAAAGGCGCAAAAAGUAAAUUAUAAUAAAGACGAAGAACAACUUGUUUUAAUUUUGAAAAGCAAAGAAAAAAAAAAUUAAACAAAAAUGUAUUAUUUAUUUAAAUUUGCAUAAUAUGUAAAAUUAUAUUCAAUUUAUAGUUUUAAAUGAAUAAAUACAUACAUUUAUAAAAUCUAUUAAUAAAAUAGUAAAAUUUUAAA
Messenger RNA from Condylostylus longicornis, 4640 nucleotides. Its product is annotated as insulin-degrading enzyme-like. Gene Ontology annotation, cellular component: mitochondrion; cytosol. Gene Ontology annotation, biological process: peptide catabolic process. Bases 36 to 4466 code for a protein of 1476 amino acids. The record is from RefSeq and is a predicted model, not a curated record. Lineage: Eukaryota; Metazoa; Arthropoda; Insecta; Diptera; Dolichopodidae. Gene Ontology annotation, molecular function: metalloendopeptidase activity; metal ion binding. The transcript is spliced from 18 exons.